This is a messenger RNA of Sclerotinia trifoliorum, 1198 nucleotides long. The record is from the annotation of a GenBank genome assembly. Lineage: Eukaryota; Fungi; Ascomycota; Leotiomycetes; Helotiales; Sclerotiniaceae.
CCUAUCUAUCAGGAACAUCUCAGUUCAUUCUCAACAACAUACGAGUAUAUAUCAUUGAAUAUAUCAUUGGAUUUCUUAGAAAUCUAUUCCUGAAUUUGGUAUCUUACAGAACCAUCCAAUAUGUAUACAGAAAUCGAAGGAACCCAUAAAAUUGGGUCCCAAUCCCUCUACACCAAAACCUGGAAAGUCAGUCAACCCCUCCCUCUCCCUCUCAGCUCAUUCUCCAAUACAAACUAACACAAACUCCAGCCUGAUGCACCUCCCAAAGCAACACUAAUUUUCAUCCAUGGCUUUUCCGAUCACAUAAACCGCUACUAUAUUCUCUUUCCUACGCUUGCCUCUCGCGGAAUCGAAGUACGCGCUUUCGACCAACGAGGUUGGGGUCGCAGCGUCACCAAACCUUCCGAAAAAGGUCUUACAGGACCAACCUCCCUCGUAAUAUCCGACAUUGUUUCAUUCAUCAAAGCACAAUUACCUUCUUCCGUUCCCAUAUUCCUAAUGGGUCACUCGAUGGGUGGAGGCGAGGUGAUUACUUUGGCUAGUGAUCCCAAGUAUGCGGAUUUGAUGCAUAGUAUACGAGGAUUUCUUUUGGAGGCGCCUUUUAUUGCGUUUCCCAAGGGAUUUGAACCGAGUUUCCUUACUGUAUUUUUGGGGCGAUUGGCAGGGAAAUUUCUGCCGCAUAGACAAAUGGUGAAUAAACUUCCACCGGAGAAUCUUACCAGAGAUCCAGAGGUUAUAAAAUCGAUAAAUGAGGAUACCUUAAUGCAUGAUACGGGAACACUUGAAGGGCUGGCAGGAAUGUUGGAUAGAACUGCUGCAAUGAAUCAAGGAAAGACGAAGUUAAAUCCAGGUGUAAGAAGUUUGUGGUUGGGACAUGGGACAGAGGAUAAAGGGACGAGUUUUGAGGGGAGUGAGAAGUGGUUUAACCAACAGACGGCUUUGACGGAUAAGGAGUUUAAGAGAUAUGAGGGGUGGUAUCAUCAGUUGCAUGCGGAUUUGCCUGAUGAUCGCGAAAUUUUCGCCAAGGAUGUUGGGGAUUGGAUUUUGGCUAGAUGUGAUGGGGAGGAAGGAAGUAAGGUGGGACAAUCGAAGUUGUGAUUCAUGACAUUUAAUGAGAAGGAAUUGGCGUUGUUAAAGACCAGAAGACUUUGGAGACUAGAAGACCUGCACAAUACCCGUGCAAUAGAGCUAAUUUGAG